AUUUAUUUAUUUGAAGAUGAGAACGAUUUAUAUUGUACUUUUAUUAAGUUAUAUCUGCGGGGCGAUUGCAAAAAAAUCCCUGAAAAGCCCAAUCUGUGGCAUAAAAGCAUCUUUUGUGGGAAAAUGUAAGGGCUUUGCUUACAUACCGCAAAAGAAUAGAUGUGUUAGUGUAUCUGGAAACUGCUCAGGAAAGGGGAAUUUUUUUAAACAUGCAAGAUCCUGCUCAGCGAGAUGCGUGAUAUAAUGGAAAUAUUCACAAAAGUAAUGAAUAAAGACAGAAAUGA
This is a messenger RNA of Drosophila subpulchrella, 284 nucleotides long. RefSeq lists its product as uncharacterized. NCBI's taxonomy places the organism in Eukaryota, Metazoa, Arthropoda, Insecta, Diptera, Drosophilidae. Gene Ontology annotation, molecular function: serine-type endopeptidase inhibitor activity. The coding region runs from base 17 to 244 and encodes 75 amino acids. The record is from RefSeq and is a predicted model, not a curated record. The transcript is spliced from 2 exons.